AUGUCAAUGAAGCAGGAUAUCGAAAAGGGCGAGGGGCGCGCGUUCGAAGAUACGCGCCAGGUCGAGGCCAUCCCGCCGUCCCAGGCGCAGUAUCGAUAUGAGCCGCGCCCCAAGCCCGGCAGCCACAUCGCGAACCCGGGCACGCUGGGCCUGUUCGCCUUCGCGAGCACGACGUUCGUGCUCUCGAUGUACAACGCCCGCGUGCGCGACAUCAGCGAGCCGAACGUCGUCGUCGGCCUCGCGCUCUUCUUUGGCGGGCUCGCCCAGUUGCUUGCCGGCAUGUGGGAGUUCCCCCGCGGAAAUGCAUUCGGCGCGACCGCCUUCACAUCCUACGGCGCCUUCUGGUUGUCCUACGCCACCAUUCUCAUCCCCUCCUCGGGCAUUGCGGCCGCGUACACGUCGCUCGAGGGCGGCGAGGCCAUGCUCGCUGACGCGCUCGGCAUCUACCUCAUUAUGUGGAUGAUGGUCACGCUCUUUAUUGGCAUCGCCUCCCUCAAGCGCCCCGUACCCUUCCCCGCGCUCUUCUUCAUGCUCUGGCUCACCUUCGUCCUUCUCGCCGCGUCCGAGUUCACGGGCCGGACAGGCAUCGCGAAGGCAGGUGGCAUUACGGGCGUCAUCACGGCGUUCAUUGCCUACGGCAUUGGCUUGUGCGAGUUGGUCGGUUGGUGA
This is a messenger RNA of Schizophyllum commune H4-8, 669 nucleotides long. RefSeq lists its product as uncharacterized. Gene Ontology annotation, molecular function: acetate transmembrane transporter activity. The record is from RefSeq and is a predicted model, not a curated record. The transcript has 3 exons. NCBI's taxonomy places the organism in Eukaryota, Fungi, Basidiomycota, Agaricomycetes, Agaricales, Schizophyllaceae. The coding region runs from base 1 to 669 and encodes 222 amino acids. Gene Ontology annotation, cellular component: plasma membrane.